Molecule: messenger RNA, 4356 nt
Organism: Vanessa atalanta (red admiral)
Lineage: Eukaryota; Metazoa; Arthropoda; Insecta; Lepidoptera; Nymphalidae
Gene: Vps50
Product: syndetin
Exons: 4
Coding region: 228-2927 (899 amino acids)
Biological process (GO): retrograde transport, endosome to Golgi; endocytic recycling
Cellular component (GO): EARP complex
Molecular function (GO): SNARE binding
Source: RefSeq, a predicted model, not a curated record
UCUUUUCAAAGGUUCCUAGAAUUAUUCUAUCCUAAUGUUUUACUUUUCUAGUUUUAUCCUAUUUCUAGUCUGUAAUGAGUAAGAAUAUAACAUGAUGAAAAAGUAUAAUUAAAAAUUUAAAUCUAUAACUGCUUAAAAAAAUGACGACUACUUUCGAGAUCUGAAUAUAUGUGAAUAUAUGUUUGUGUAUAAGUUAUUUGUGUACGUUUAACUUUAUAGACGUUGGAAUGGAGAAUAGACAUGCACCGCCCGGUGUCAAUUCCCGCUCACAGACAGCAGCACAGUCAGCGGCAGAUCUCGAGGUUCUUCGAGAGAUCGACCAUGUAUACUUCUCUCCGACGUCCGAGUUCGACGCGGCUCGUUAUGUCUUGGAGCACGCGCCUUCGCCUCCGGACUGCGUCGCUAUCGAGGCUAUGUUCAGCAAGCUUAAGCGACAGCAACAGGUAGUAUCUGGUAAAGCUCUUCACUUAAUAUCCCAACAACGUGACAAUUGCGAUAGAGAAUUCGCUGAGAUCCAAAAUAUUCGCGCACAACUGUCAGACACUUUGGAAACAUGCAAGAAAGCUAGGGAACGGUUAAAGACCGCUUCAAACCAUCUGACUAUAUCCACCUUUGUCAUACUCGCUAAUGUUAGAAAGAGACAAAUAAUAAAAUCAGUUCUGAAGUCGUUGCAAUUGUUACAAAAUCUGCGGAGCGUUGAAAAUGACGUGGCUGAAUUUUUGAGUAAAAAAGAAUAUUAUGAAGCAAUCGAUUUAAUAUUAAAAAGUAAGAAAGCGGCAGCCGCGCAUAAAGAGUUUACUUGCAUAGCAGACCUCGCUACAAGACUACAAGAUACUUUAGACAUGACAGAGGAAAGACUAGAUUCGGUACUGGCAAGUAUCUGUUAUAAUUUCGACGAAAACGUUUUUAAGAAGUUAAAGAAAGCUUACGACCUCCUUGGUAAAACUCAAGCUGCGAUGGAACAGUUACACAUGCAUUAUUCCUCUGCUGUAAACGAGUCUGCGUUAGAAGCUAUAAAACCUUAUUUGAAUAAUAAUUCAAUGGAAAUGAAGUUUCAAGAAAUGUGCCAAACCGUUCCAACUACAAAAGCACCGCUUUGCUUGUUGAAUUUGUGCGAGAAACUGUUUCUAGUGAUGAAGAGUUACUAUUUGCUGGUCAGUUGGCACACGAAGAACGAGGACACUGUGCCGAGUUCAAACGUUUUCGAUAUAGAGAAGAACGUCAGCAGGGAAUACAUCAAGCAGAAGUUAAAAGCAGGUCUCAUAAGGAUAUGGAAUGAUGUACAAGCGAAGGUGUCUACAUUCUUAAAGAGUUCAGGUUUAGAAGAAUUUCCAUUUGAAAAGUUUAUACAAAUGCUGGGCAUAUUGAGGAAGUUGACACAAGUUGCUGAGAUAUUUUGUGGAGACAAAUCUGAUUUAUUGCAAGAUUUCAUCAAAACCCAAAGCGUAUCUUACAUAAAGAACUACCACAGAGGACGGAUGGAGGAAUUGAAACUAUUCCUGGAAAACGAAGGCUGGGAACAGUGCCCAGUCAAAUCAACAUUCAAUCUUCAAAAUUUGCAAGAAUUCAAACAGUUCAGGAAAUAUUUGAACCCGGUUAAAUCUGACACUUCAAUCGCGAAAACUCAAUCCGAUGCAACGUCGUCCGCGCCUUCACAGGAUGAUAGCGUUUAUAUAUCGAAAUAUUUCACGCAAAAAACAUCUAGAACUCCCUUCGAAAUAUUCAGAAACGAAAACGUUACGAAUGACGAUAUAUUCGGAAUCGAGCCGGAAUCGGAUGCGAGCGAUGAAUCCGAUGAUGAACCGGAUGAGUUGAGGCGAGAUUUCGUCGAAGACGACAGACACGAUUACACAACAACUAACGAUUACAUACCGACAAGUCCUUCGAAAUUAAAAGAAAGCGUUAUAGUCACGAACACGACUCUGUCAGUUCUCCGAAAUUGCGGACAAUAUCUUCAAAUCAGUAGAUACCUGCCACAGAUCUCGCUAGAAGUCAUCAUGCUUAUGAACCAGCUGUUUGAUUAUUACUUCUACGCUGUCCACAUAUUCUUCACGUCCGAUUUGGACGUCGCCUCCUCAACUUUGUACACUUCGAAACUAAAUUUAGUCCUUAAAAGGAUAUCCAAUAGUAUCAAUGUGUCGACGGAGGACAAUGCAAGCUUUGAGUGUCCGAGCAUUCCACAGCACUUGGACAUGGAUUCCGAGGCUAAUCUGCACGGCUUGAGCGAGCGUAUUGUUGGCGUCGAAAGUGUUAUAUUCCUCGCGAAGCAAUAUGAACUUUUACACCCGUAUUUAGAAUCUAUAGUUGCUCAGCAUCAACGAAUGAUUUUGGAACAUUUUAGAGAUAAUACGUUAGCUGUCGUGGCAGAUUUGAGGAUGCCUGUUUAUAUGUGUUCGGCUUCGAAAGCGGUCGAUGCUCGUUCAGCUUUGAUAGCGAUGUCACAAGUCCGAUGGGACGUUAAGAACGUAGCAGUCGAACAUAGUCCGUACGUAGAUAUGAUUAUACGAAAAAUUCAAGUGUUCGCCCUCCGUUUAGAGAAUAUAUCAUCAAAGGUUACUCUUAAUUUGGAGGUCAUAAACUCCAUUUGGUCAAUGGUUUCGAAAUUCAUUGUCCAUUUGUUAGUGGAAGGCUUUUCAAACGCGACGAAAUGUUCAAAUGGGGGUCGGGGGUUGAUGCAGUUAGAUUAUAGACAAUUAUUCGUUAAACUGGAAAAGAUCUCUCGUCUCAAACCUAUUCCGUUUCAAGACUAUGUCGAUAGAUAUGUCAAAGCGUACUAUUUACCAAGGAAUGAAUUGGAAAGUUUUGUUAAAGAAAAAACGGAGUAUUCCAAUAAACAUUUACUAGCUUUGGUGUCGUGUGCCUGCGAAAACAAACGGGACAGGCAAGCUUUAAGUGCUAUCGUCGAAAAUAAAGACAAUCCCGCUUAACUUUUUAAUGUUAAAUGAAGAUUGUCUAUGGUAAGCGUAAAUCGACUGAAAAAUACAAAUAAUAAAUAAUGCUUAAAAUCGAAAAUAGUGCAAGUCUCGAAACUAAAAUAGGCCAUUUAUAACGUUUAAAUAACUUAGCAAAUUUAAUUUAUUAAAUUUAAAAAUCAAAAUGAAAUGUACUUAAGUAUGAUUGAUUUGAAUUAACCGUUUCCAAAUACGUUUAAACUUUUCGACUUAGCGUUUAAACGUGCUUCGCUUGUGUUUAUAAUUCACUUCGUGUUCCAAGGAAAACAUCCUAAAGAAAUGUCAUUGAAUCCCAUGAAAUCCCUUUUUAUUUACCAAGAAAGAAGGUGGAUGACCGAAUAUUUCCUAAACAGAAAAGAAGACCUCUUUCGCGUGGGACCUUUUAACCACACGUGGAAACACGAUCGAAUUAAACUUUUUAAUUGACGGUAUACGUACAUUUGCUGAUGUUAAAUAUUGUAAUUGUGAAAACUGUACGAGUAAAUUUUACAAAUUUAAUGACCAUUGGAUCUAAAUUAGAAGAGUAUUAGCGUUAGUUUAUUUGGACAUGAAAAAGUCAAUCUGUUCAUGUAAAGAUUUUAUUAUUAACACUUUAUCUCGCUUCACUUUGCAACAAAUUAAUGAUACGAGUCCAAAUAGUACAAAAAAUAUAUAAAACUGAUCGAAAUCCAAUUUGGAAUUCUAUACAAUCGAAUUAAAUGAAUGAACGAUCAAUUAUAUUCGUUAACUCCAUCAGACAAUCGAAUAAAAAUAUCCAUUCGAUUGACAAAUAUUGGAAUUCAGAAGUGUUUGAUCAUUAAAUCAAUAUCAAUCAAGAUAUGUUAGUACGAGCCAAAAUACCCUUAGUGGGUAUUUAUGAUUGUGAAUGAGAGUAGUACAAACUAUGUUUCCUAUCUUUUAGCUCAUAUCAUUCGGUCGAAUAGCUUCUGUUAUAUAUUGCUAUUUCAUUCAUGAUCUCUAUCUCUCUCUCUGUCUUCUUACGAACGAAUGAACAAGGUAAUAACUAAAUACUUGUAAAUAAAAUUAAAAACAAAAUUAUAGAAUAUGUAUAGAUGAAUUGAUAAAAAAUUGAAUAUUGUUAAAUUAAAUUCCUGAUGGUCGGGACGUGUUUCCAUAUUAAAGAUCACUUGGACCGGAUAGAGCAACCCCUUAAAGUAUUUGACGAUGAAUUAUUUAUAGACGUUCCCGUAUAUUAAUUAUUGUACAUAUUCUAUAGAUAUGAGCAAUUCUCAACUUGUAUCGAACUCUCACUAUAUUUUAAACUUUUGAAUUAUAAAUUAUGGAAUUUUUAAUGUAUAAUUUGUAUAAACAAUAUCAAAAUAAUUUUAAAAUGAAUAAUGUAUAAUUUUAUUUUUUGUACAGGGACAUAAAUCAGGUAAUCUCAAAUAUAAAGACAUUAGUUUAA